Striga asiatica is the source of this 2172-nucleotide messenger RNA. The record is from the annotation of a GenBank genome assembly. NCBI's taxonomy places the organism in Eukaryota, Viridiplantae, Streptophyta, Magnoliopsida, Lamiales, Orobanchaceae.
AUGAAGUGGAUCAACUUUUACAGAAACAGACAACCAAUCCAAAGCGGUGAUGAUAUACCAGCAAAGUUAACAGCGUCGUUUGAGUCCACCCGGAAAACAAGGCAGAAAGUCGAGGUUUUUAAUGAAGUAUUGACCAGAUUGAGGGAAUUGGAUGUUGAAGAGGCUAACGAACCGGGUUUUGAAGAUGAGUUGUGGGCUCAUUUUAGCAUGCUUCCUCUUCGUUAUGCUUUGGACGUGAACACUGAACGAGCAGAGGAUGUGUUAAUGCACAAGAAAUUGCUGAACUUGGCCCGUGAUCCUCUCACUAGACCUGCUGUUGAUGUUCACGUUGUGCAGGUUCGCCCAGCCAUUGAUGGAAAUGGUGAUUCUAUUAAUACAAGUGGCGUUGAAGAAGGAGAUGCUGUCCAGCUGGAUAGUCUACACCCACCGCCUGCAUUUGGACUGUCGUCAAAUUAUGAACUUGCCCUUGAAGGAACUAGCUCUGAUCCUAAAGAGGCGAAUAACUAUUUGAGUAGAAAAUUACACUUUUUGCGGCCACUUCAUGAGAUAGCAAUUUCAACAAAGGACAAACCUAAGCUCCUUAGCAAGUUGACUUGCCUGCUGUCUGAAAUUGGAUUGAACAUUCGAGAAGCUCAUGCUUUUUGCACAAUUGACGGUUAUUCGUUGGAUGUAUUUGUGGUUGAUAGUUGGGAAAAGGGUAUUGAGCAUCUCAGAGAUAUAUUGAUAAAGGAAGUUCCAAAUCUCGAGAUGUUGUCAUUGUCUAAACAGGAGCAGAUAUGUCCAGGUGGAGGGCAGGGGCAAAUUGGUUUUCUAUUACCACCAAACCAUGUUAAAAUUCCUUUUGAUGAUAGUGAUGUAUGGGAAAUCAAUGCAAAAUUGCUGAAAUUUGAAUACAAAAUUGCUUCAGGAUCAAAUGGAGACUUGUACAAAGGCUUGUUCUGUAGUCAAGAUGUGGCCAUCAAAAUUCUUAAAACCGAGUGCAUUAGUGGAGACAUGCAGCGAGAGUUUGCCCAAGAAGUCUACAUAUUGAGGAAAGUCCGGCACAAAAAUGUGGUACAGUUUAUUGGUGCUUGCACAAGACCUCCGCUCUUAUGCAUUGUUACUGAAUUUAUGUCUGGUGGAAGUGUGUAUGAUUUUCUCCACAAACAGAAAGGUGUUUUCAAGCUUCCAGCCAUAUUGAAGGUCGCAAUCGAUGUUUCAAAGGGAAUGAGCUACUUGCAUCAAAAUAAUAUAAUUCACAGGGACCUAAAGGCCGCAAAUCUUUUGAUGGAUGAGAAUGAAGUUAUUGAGCACAAGCCGUACAAUCAUAAAGCCGAUGUUUUCAGCUUUGGGAUUGUGCUGUGGGAGCUUCUCACUGGAAAGGUUCCAUACGCACACUUGACCCCCUUGCAAGCGGCAGUGGGCGUUGUCCAGGAGGGACUAAGGCCAAAGAUACCAAGGCAUACUCAUCCUUCUGUAGUGGAAUUGCUCGAGAAGUGCUGGCAGCAAGAACCGUCUCUAAGGCCCGAGUUUUUUGAAAUUACAGGGAUUUUGCAACACAUGGGCAAAAAGAUUUUGGAAGAAGAGAGGACUGCCAAAAGAAGAAAUCUGGGAGAAUCAUCUCAACUCGCGAAAGAAAGGGCUGUAACAAUGCAAGAAAAAUGAAAAUGUGGUACGAGCUGUCUCUGUACUGUACGUACACGUAAUUUUCUAUCGAUCAGUGUGUAUGUCGGGAUUUAAAACUGUAAAAGGAAAUAGGGUCCAAGAGUGAAGAGAUGAACUUGAGAGUUAUUUCUAACAGCGAUAUAGUACACGACAUACUUGUUCUAAUACAUAUAAGAUUGUAAAGUUUGUUCUAGGUUUCUAUUUGACCCGAGAUCAAAGAUCCAGCCGAUUUUUGUCCCUUUAUGAUGGCUCGGUUAUAACUGCAAGUUAUUUCAUGUCUUUGAUAUAUCUAUUGUAUGCAUAGAAGUGCAGGGUGAAUGAUGCAUUCGUAUAGAAAAAAAAAAAUGAUGCAUUCAUGUAAACCACUUUCUAUGAAUAUCCAUUUGGACUGGCAAGUAAUCUGUAUUGAUUUUGGUUUGUGUUUAUGUGGUGAGUUUCAAACAAGCAGAUGGAAAUUUCUGUGGCAUGUCAUGUAAAAGAAAGUUGUGAAAUUUAUUAUUUCAUGUGUCCAAAGGAUUCAGGCAGUCG